Molecule: messenger RNA, 519 nt
Organism: Penicillium verrucosum
Lineage: Eukaryota; Fungi; Ascomycota; Eurotiomycetes; Eurotiales; Aspergillaceae
Exons: 5
Source: RefSeq, a predicted model, not a curated record
CUUUCCGAGCACAUCUAUCGCUUUACUGAUCACAAGAUAAGGGAAGGACUAGGCCCCUCCUUCGCUGCCAGGAAAUUCACUUGUUAUAUCGAGAAUGGCUCUGGAGCUAUUCAAGCUACAAAAUUACCGGGGCAUGCUGAGAUCGCUUCUUACGUGGCCCCACAACUUCUUACCCUCCGCAAAGACACACAGGGCAAUGAUGGUCUUAUCCUAGGUGGUUAUAUCGAUUACUUGGUAUGGGCUACAGUUCCUAGCAAGCCCAUCACUAAGGAAGAAUUCUGGCGGCUGCACCCAAGCCUUCCCAAGACCAUCCGUGAGAAGUUCAUGGUCCUCUAUAGUUAUUCUAAUCAAGAACAAGUGGACUCGGGUAUCACGGGUUUAAGAUCAGCCCUUCUCGCAUAUGAAGGACCAUUUACGACUCUGAUCCGCAGACUAUCAGCAAGCCAACCCGACAAUCAAGUGAAAUGGAAUGACAUUGUUUAUGCGUUGUAUGGGUUGAUCCAGGUUCCCGCAGUGUAG